Scatophagus argus is the source of this 4955-nucleotide messenger RNA. RefSeq names its product glutamate receptor, ionotropic, AMPA 2b (gene gria2b). The transcript is spliced from 16 exons. Gene Ontology annotation, cellular component: plasma membrane; AMPA glutamate receptor complex; dendritic spine. Bases 347 to 3040 code for a protein of 897 amino acids. The record is from RefSeq and is a predicted model, not a curated record. NCBI's taxonomy places the organism in Eukaryota, Metazoa, Chordata, Actinopteri, Scatophagidae. Gene Ontology annotation, biological process: synaptic transmission, glutamatergic; modulation of chemical synaptic transmission; monoatomic ion transport. Gene Ontology annotation, molecular function: AMPA glutamate receptor activity; transmitter-gated monoatomic ion channel activity involved in regulation of postsynaptic membrane potential.
AUUAACAUUCCUCACUUGUGGGUGUGAUGCUGCAAGGAUCUUCGGCGCGCCGAGCGGAGACGCGUAGCGUCCCUGUGCGUUUAGAGGAGGUAUCAGCUGCCGGCAGGAGGGGAGCGACGAGGAGGAGCGGAAGAAGAGACAGCAGAGCUACAUAGCAGACGACCAUUCCUUCACUGCCGGUGUCCUUUCGCUGCCAGUCACCCGCAGAAAAACGGUCCUUUGCUGCUGAUUAUUGUCGUUUUCUUUCCAAGGCUGAAGGUGUCCAGUAUGUGUCGGAUCUAACAUAUCUGGAGAGAACCAGGAAUAUCAGAAACCCUUGGUGGAUGUGGACACCUAAACCGUGGACAUGGAGAAGAUAGUGAAUUUAUCCGUUUCAGUUCUGCUGGUUUUAUGGGGAUGCGCGCUUGGAGGCUCGCCCAGUGUUCAGAUUGGGGGACUUUUUCCAAGGGGCGCGGAUCAAGAGUACAGCGCAUUUCGGAUAGGAAUGGUUCAGUUUGGCACCGCGGAAUUCAGACUGACGCCUCAUAUUGACAAUCUGGAAGUGGCGAACAGUUUUGCCGUCACAAACUGCUUCUGUUCACAGUUCUCAAGAGGAGUGUACGCCAUUUUCGGCUUCUACGACAAGAAGUCUGUGAACACCAUCACGUCAUUUUGUGGGACGCUCCAUGUCUCCUUUAUAACUCCCAGCUUCCCUCUGGACGGGAAUCAGCAGUUCAUCAUCCAGAUGAGACCUGACAUCAAGGGUCCCCUCCUUAGCCUUAUCGAGUACUACAAGUGGGACAAGUUUGCCUACCUGUACGACAGUGAUCGAGGCUUGACAACGUUGCAGGUUGUUCUGGACACAGCAGCAGAGAGGAAGUGGCAGGUGACAGCCAUAAACGUGGGGAACCUGAAAGACGAGAGGAAGGAUGAGGCCUAUCGGUCACUGUUCCAAGAUCUGGAGAACAAAAAAGAGAGACGGGUGAUCCUGGACUGUGAACAGGACAAAGUGAAAGACAUCAUGGAGCAGGUCAUCACAAUUGGCAGACAUGUUAAAGGCUACCACUACAUUAUAGCCAAUCUGGGUUUCAUUGAUGGGGAUCUCUCCAAAAUCCAGUAUGGUGGUGCCAACGUAUCAGGUUUUCAGAUUGUUGACUUUGACGAUCCUUUGGUGUCCAAGUUUGACCAGAGAUGGGAGGCCCUUGAAGAGAAGGAGUAUCCUGGUGCAGACAGUAAAAUAAGGUACACAUCAGCGUUGACCUAUGACGCCGUGCAAGUGAUGACAGAGGCCUUCCGCUACCUGCACAAACAGCGCAUCGACUUCACCAGGCGAGCCAACAAUGGUGACUGUCUGGCCAAUCCCGCCGUUCCCUGGGCUCAGGGAGUGGAGAUCGAGCGAGCACUGAAACAGGUGCGUGUAGAAGGCCUCACAGGAAACAUCCAGUUUGAUCAACAUGGAAAACGAGUCAACUACUCAGUGAAUAUAAUGGAGUUAAAGAGUAAUGGUCCCGUAAAGAUUGGAUACUGGAAUGAAGUUGACAAAAUGGCCGUCACCAAAUCUGAUGUCUUUGCAAAUGACACAACAGGAAUGGAAAACAAAACAGUCAUUGUCACCACCAUCUUGGAAGCUCCAUAUGUAAUGCUCAAAAAGAACGCUGACCUUUUUGUAGACAAUGAGCGUUAUGAAGGUUACUGUGUAGAUCUGGCUGCAGAGAUAGCGAAGCACUGCGGCUUCAAAUAUCAACUGAAAAUAGUAGGGGACGGAAAAUACGGAGCCAGAGAUGCUGAGACAAAAAUCUGGAACGGGAUGGUUGGAGAGUUAGUGUAUGGGAAAGCAGACAUUGCGGUGGCUCCUCUGACCAUCACUUUGGUACGAGAGGAGGUGAUUGACUUCUCCAAACCCUUCAUGUCUCUGGGAAUCUCUAUCAUGAUAAAAAAGCCUCAGAAAUCCAAACCAGGAGUCUUCUCUUUCCUGGACCCACUGGCCUAUGAGAUCUGGAUGUGUAUUGUUUUUGCUUACAUCGGUGUCAGUGUGGUGCUGUUUCUCGUCAGCCGCUUCAGUCCGUAUGAGUGGCACACUGAGGAGUAUGAGGAUGGACAGAUUCAGACCAAUGAGUCGACUAACGAGUUUGGCAUAUUCAACAGCCUGUGGUUCUCCCUGGGAGCCUUCAUGCGCCAAGGCUGUGACAUCUCACCUAGAUCUCUGUCUGGGCGUAUUGUCGGUGGUGUUUGGUGGUUCUUCACUUUAAUCAUCAUCUCCUCCUACACUGCAAACCUGGCUGCUUUCCUGACUGUUGAGAGGAUGGUCUCUCCCAUUGAAAGUGCAGAGGACCUGGCUAAACAGACUGAGAUAGCAUAUGGCACUCUGGACUCUGGCUCUACGAAAGAGUUUUUUAGGCGCUCAAAAAUUGCCCUCUUUGACAAAAUGUGGACAUACAUGCGCAGUGCAGAGCCCUCUGUGUUUGUGAAAACCACAGCUGAGGGAGUUCUGAGGGUGCGCAAAUCCAAGGGGAAGUAUGCCUACCUGCUGGAGUCCACCAUGAAUGAGUACAUUGAGCAGCGAAAACCUUGCGACACCAUGAAGGUGGGAGGCAACCUGGACUCCAAAGGCUACGGGAUCGCCACGCCGAAAGGAUCCUCAUUAAGAACGCCAGUAAACCUUGCAGUAUUGAAACUCAGUGAGCAAGGCGUCUUAGACAAGCUGAAAAACAAAUGGUGGUACGAUAAGGGUGAAUGUGGAGCCAAGGACUCUGGAAGUAAGGAGAAGACGAGUGCCCUCAGCCUGAGCAACGUGGCUGGGGUCUUCUACAUUCUGGUCGGAGGACUCGGUUUGGCCAUGCUGGUGGCCUUGAUUGAGUUCUGUUACAAGUCCCGAGCCGAGGCGAAACGAAUGAAGAUGACCUUUGGGGACGCCAUGAGGAAUAAAGCGAGACUUUCCGUCACUGGGAGUACUGGGGAGAAUGGUCGGGUGAUGACUCCAGAGUUUCCUAAAGCUGUCCACGCUGUCCCUUAUGUGAGACCUGACAUGGGACUGAACGUCAGCCUGACAGAUCUGUCCUGAUCAAUGAGAAAUUUCUGAGUGCCUUAAAAUGGUUUCAGUAGAACGAUUUGUUUUUUGUUUUGGUUUUUUUGGUUUUUUUGUUCUUCCCUCCUUCCUUUUGUUCCGGCACUUUUUCUGUCUCUCUGUCUGGUGAAAAGGAAAAGGUAGAAGAUAGAGGCUUCAUUUUGUCUCUCACAAGGACUUGUAUUGUUGCUCUCUGUCUCUAUUUCUCACCAUAUAAAUGGUCUCCCUCUGUGAGCGAAAUUACUUGGAAUAUAAAAGGGAGGCUCUUUUUUUCUAAACUGAUGACACCAUGCUUUCCUACCUAUCUAUCUGUCUGGACUGGACUAAGAAGGAAACCAGGGCUUGAUAGACGGCAGCGGCUGCCUCUGGGAGUCAGAGUUUCAGUCAUCUUAGCUGUGUUUGUGUGUGUGUGUGUGUGUGUGUGUCAGGGGAAGAUGUCAUCAAAAACACACUGUUUCUGUAGCCACCACCGCCAAACAGGAUUUUCAAGCACACUUGAUAUCAUCUGCAUUAAGAUGUGAAAUUGUCUUUUUUUUCUAAGAAAAUCUAAGAAAAAGUUUAUUGAAAAAAAAAUAUUUUUAUGUAUUUUCACAAAAUAGCUUUUAAAUAAUCUUGCUUACAUACUGGUUGGAUAUAAACAUCUUAAUGUGUGAUAAAGACAGAAAAAAUUACUAAACAGCUUCUAGUUUCCAUAUUUUUAAAGCCAAAUACAUAUGGGGUUGAGAUGUUGAAAUCAUGUAAUUAAUUCCUAUUCUAAACUUUCCUGUAUAUUUUAUUCUUUAACAUUUGGUGUUAAUAUGAAAUAUAUGUCAAUGCUUGACAUUUGGAAUCAAUGCUUCUAUGUUUUCUUGUCAGACUUGGUGCCGCAAUUUUGCUUUACACUUUUGUCUCUUUGUUUGCUUCAGUGCUUUUGUUGUUUGUAUUUUUUCUGACAAGGACCAGGGUUGUUCUACUUUCAAGAGGAAAUUAAUCUGUUUACAUGCUAUGAAUGCAAAACAAAAAAACUAAAAAAAACAGUAUGGUAUGGUGUUAUUGCAUCACAUUUUGAAGUGACAACAAAAAGAGGCAUCAACAUCCACAUGGUUUACGUGGUGGUUUAAAAUGCCAAAUAAGUGCGAGUGCCAAAUUCUAGUGCCAGUAGAUAUGGAUAUAGUCUUAAUAUAAUCAAUCACUGUCAUCUCAGUGAAUGUAAAUGAUACAUUCUGUAACUUUUGUAACUAGAUGUACAGUUGGUGACAAUGACAGUGCUAAUACAAUAGCCUUUUCGCUUUGUUUUCCAGUCUCCAUGUAUUUUGCAUUGAUCCGACAAUGAAGUAGCACCAGUUGCAUGUUUUGACGCAAAUACUACAUAAGUUUGUUUCAUUCUUGCCAAACAUGCGUUUUCAUUUUAAUGUUAAAGUUGUGAGGUUAACUGUUUAAAAUUGGAAAUACAAUGUUACACAUAUAUAGAAUAUACACAUAUAUACAUAUAUUUUAUAUAAAAAGUAAAAAUUUGAAAAAUUAUAGCCCCUGUUGAGUAUAGCGUCAAAGCUACUCUGCUUCCAUGAAAUACUAAAUUUGGUUUCUUAUUUGAAAAAUAAAGUUGUUUUUUUUUCAAUCAUUCAAUAUUAACAUAAGUUAGACUCUUUCUAAAACUUAUACAGAGGAGCACUUUUAAUUAUAAGACACAUUUUAUUUUACAUUGUUUUCUGAAAUUAAGCUAUGAAAAGUUCUCCACUGCAACACAAAGGGAGGUUAACUGUACUAUUAUUAUCACUGUUGUUUUUUGUAAUCAACAACAGACAUAUACCGUAGUUGCUUAUCAAUUUCAUGGCAUAUUCAGGCUAUUCUCACUGACAUUUUGUAUAUGGAAUGUGUGCUAACUUGUUUAUUUUUUGGGACUCUUUCUAAAUAAAAGUGGCUGAUCUCUUGU